This is a messenger RNA of Solanum pennellii, 2983 nucleotides long. Its product is annotated as pentatricopeptide repeat-containing protein PPR5 homolog, chloroplastic. Gene Ontology annotation, molecular function: protein binding; mRNA binding. Bases 54 to 1490 code for a protein of 478 amino acids. The transcript has 2 exons. Lineage: Eukaryota; Viridiplantae; Streptophyta; Magnoliopsida; Solanales; Solanaceae. The record is from RefSeq and is a predicted model, not a curated record.
CUUUCAGUAGAAUCCGUCGAACCUCCCCCCACAGCUUCUCUGUAAUAGCAACAAUGACGACUCUGCAAUUUUCGUCAUCCAGUUCAGUUCAACUUCCCUCCUCAACUACUACUACUACGCCAUGGUUAAAUUUACAGAAGAAGAGACCCGUUUACUCUAUCGUUCGCUGUGUGUCGACCCGACCCGGUGGGAGGAAGUCGGGUUACGGGUCAUCAUCAUCUGAGGCGCAGGAGCUGGUGACUUUGGUUAUGAGGAAUUUCAGUGAUAAAAAGCCAUUAGUGAGCACUUUGGACAAGUAUGUUAAGUUGGUGAGGACUGAGCAUUGUUUCUUGCUCUUUGAACAACUGGGAAAGACUGAUAAUUGGCUUCAAUGCCUUGAGGUUUUCAGAUGGAUGCAAAAACAACGGUGGUAUAUAGCGGAUAAUGGGGUUUAUUCGAAAUUGAUAUCAGUGAUGGGGAAGAAAGGGCAAAUCAGAAUGGCAAUGUGGCUGUUCUCCGAGAUGCGUAAUAGUGGGUGCCGUCCAGAUACCUCAGUGUACAAUGCAGUAAUUUCGGCUCAUCUCCACUCUCGAGAUAAAUCCAAGGCCUUGACAAAGGCUAUGGGUUACUUUGAGAAGAUGAAGGGAAUGGAGCGUUGUAGUCCAAGUAUUGUUACAUACAACAUCCUUUUGAGAGCUUUUGCUCAGGCAAAAAAUGUUGAGCAGGUAGAUGCUUUGUUGAAAGAUCUGGACGAGAGCAUUGUAACUCCUGAUAUAUUCACAUUUAACGGUCUAAUGGAUGCCUAUGGGAAAAAUGGAAUGAUCAAUGAAAUGGAGCACGUUCUCUCUCGAAUGAAGAGUAAUAAGCUGAAACCAGAUAUCAUUACUUUCAAUAUAUUGAUUGAUUCAUAUGGGAAGAAGCAGGACUUUCAGAAAAUGGAACAAGUUUUUAAAAGCUUGCUUCAAUCAAAGGAAAAACCUACCAUUCCCACUUUUAACUCAAUGAUAACAAACUAUGGAAAAGCGCGACUCAGAGAAAAGUCUGAGUUAGUUCUUGAGAAGAUGAUUGACUUAGGUUAUAAACCAAGUUACAUCACGUAUGAGUGCCUCAUUGUGAUGUAUGGGCAUUGUGACUGUGUCUCGAAAGCAAGAGAACUAUUUGAUAGGGUGAUGGAAUCUGAGAAGGAGAAGAAGGCUUCAACACUGAACUCAAUGCUUGAUGCCUAUUGCAUGAAUGGUUUACCCAUGGAAGCUCACCUUCUCUUUGAGAGUAUUCAUUCAGCCAAAGCUUUCCCCAUAGACUCAUCAACCUAUAAACUUCUAUAUAAGGCCUACACUAAAGCCGAUAUGAAGGAACUUGUACAGAAACUGCUGACCUAUAUGGAUGAAGAUGGGAUCAUCCCCAACAAAAAGUUCUUUCUUGAUUCUUUGGGGGCAUUUGGGUCUGCACCAACAAAUCGAAGGGCAGUUGGUGAUAAUAAAGGAUUGAGCAAGCACAAGGGUCAUAAGUAAAAUGAAAAAAGAAAGUGACUUGGAGUUAGAAAGGUGGUCAAUGCACUCAUUCUCAAACAAAAUGAGAUUCAAGAUGAAGUUUCUUUUGUGAUACACAUUGAGUGGCUCAGUAACAAUUUAUCGAACCGCAAGGACAAUUUUGGUCUCCCAGGUAUUUUUCUUUCUAUUUCUUGUGCUUUAGAUGUUAUUUUCUUUCACACAUCUUGAUGAUUUUUUUCAUCUGUUACUCAAAAUAUUAUAUUAAUAUAUAUGGAUCACUUCGUAAGAGCUAACAGAUGAAUAUGCAUUUGCCAUGAGGGCUUUGUUCUAGUUGUAAGAGCGCAACAUGUGAGUUGCACGUCAUAGGUCCGAACCCUACUUCAAACAAAAUUCUGGUAGUUAAGUGAAAGAAGGGUGGAGGGCGGGCCAUUAUCAACUGAGUUUCGAACUGCAAACCAGUGCCCUACGGGAUUUCUUGGUCAUCGAAACAAAAAAAAAGUGAUAUCAGUGAGGGCCUUUUUGACUAGUAGAGUUAAGCUUGCUUGAUCUUUCUCUUAACAAAGUUAAUCCUUCCAAAAAAGUAGUAGUAGAAGAAGACUCCCUCAUUAGGAUUUAUGACUUGUACUUUUCUUUUCGAGGUUUAUUCAUAAAAGUCCAUGCAGGUACUUUGAAAUCCUGAUUGAGGCUUGCUUACUUAUACAUAAAGAACAACUUCUGAGAAUUUGGAAUUUUUGACUUUCAAGGAAUCCAUACAUUGAUUUUACUCCCACUAACAGCUAAAUAAUUCGUUCUUUCUGAGUUCUCAGUUGAGGAAUUAUGAAGAAUCGAGGUGCUUGUGAGUUCUCAUUUAUGAACUGUCUAGUUGUCAAGUUAGAAUUUUGAACCUGUUGCUUAAGGUAUUCCUCAAUAAGACUAUAUCACAGACAUUCGCAAUGAUAUUCAUGAACUCAAAGAAGUUCUAGAUAUUAUUAGCCCUCCCAUAGUAGUAUAAUUAAUUCCUUCCAGACCAACUCUCUUCCUUGUUGUGAUAGUCAAUUUGUUUUUGAUUGUUGGCCUUGAUUAAGGCGAUGAGAUAUUCUUGACAUGUUGAGCCUAAUUAUUUCCCUCACCACCCCGAUAACCCUUUUUUGUUUCUCUGAUUAUCUAUUGGUUGCUAUAAAUGAUCUGGUAGUUAGCUUGGUGUUCAUGGAUAUUUAUCUGUAUGAAGAAACUAAUGAUGUCAGAGUGAUACUAUUUCCCGUUACAGAUUCAAUAUAAAACAUGGUACAUUCAUAUUGUGAACCUCAUCACCUAUUUCUUCAGAGAAAAGUGGUGCUUGAUACACUCUAGUAGCUAGAGGGUGGUUCAUUCAAAUAUUGGCCUAGAAGUUUGCAUCUCUAGAUUCUCUAACUUCUUCGUUGCAGCAAUGUUAUUGUGUCGCUAACAAUAAGAGAAGGGAGAUUACAUAUCCAAUUUUUUCACUAUUUAUUUUUCUCAUCAAUUGUACAAAAUGCAUCAAUUCUAACUCUUUGACA